AUGUCUAAUUGGAGUUCUGAUCAAGAAAUUGAAGAAAUGGUAGAGGAAGAGGUUGAUAGUUUAGUGGAUGAGAUUCAAUACCACGACACUCACCCGACAGUACCACCAGCUCCAAUAAUCCGAAGAGUGCACAUUAAUAGAGACCGCUAUGAAGGCCACACUCGACAAAGGCGAGAUGCUUCUGGAAGGCUCGGUUUUUCUGCACUUCAAAAAUGUACGUCAGCUAUCCGUAUGAUGGCAUACGGAUGUGCGGCAAAUGCGAUGGAUGAAUAUUUACGACUCGCUGAAAUGACCGCCCACAAAUGCCUUCUCCAUUUUGUUGAGGGAGUUAUAAAUCUGUUUGGAGACGAGUAUCUCAGAAGACCUACAGCGGAAGACCUCCAACGAUUGAUGAAUAUUGGAGAACAUCGUGGUUUCCCCGGAAUGGUAGGGAGCAUAGAUUGUAUACAUUGGGAGUGGAAGAAUUUUCCCACUGCGUGGAAAGGACAAUAUUUACGUGGAUCUGGAAAACCGACAAUCGUACUAGAGGCUGUGGCAUCACAAGAUUUAUGGAUUUGGCACGCAUUUUUUGGACCACCAGAGGGCCGAGCUCCGAGAGUUACAUACGUUGUCAAUGGACGACAAUACAACAUGGCGUACUACCUCACAGACGGUAUCUAUCCGAAAUGGGCUACUUUCAUCCAAUCCAUUACACUUCCACGUGGCCGAAAAGCAAAACUCUUUGCUCAAAAUCAAGAAGCAUGUCGUAAAGAUGUAGAGCGUGCAUUUGCAGUUUUGCAAGCAAGAUUUGCAAUCGUGAAAAAUUCCGCACUUUUUUGGAUAAAGGAAAAAUAG
Molecule: messenger RNA, 834 nt
Organism: Camelina sativa (false flax)
Lineage: Eukaryota; Viridiplantae; Streptophyta; Magnoliopsida; Brassicales; Brassicaceae
Source: RefSeq, a predicted model, not a curated record